This is a messenger RNA of Bombina bombina (fire-bellied toad), 3504 nucleotides long. RefSeq names its product ectonucleoside triphosphate diphosphohydrolase 6 (gene ENTPD6). The coding region runs from base 242 to 1621 and encodes 459 amino acids. The transcript is spliced from 16 exons. The record is from RefSeq and is a predicted model, not a curated record. Gene Ontology annotation, biological process: nucleoside diphosphate catabolic process. Gene Ontology annotation, cellular component: membrane; Golgi apparatus. Gene Ontology annotation, molecular function: UDP phosphatase activity; GDP phosphatase activity. Lineage: Eukaryota; Metazoa; Chordata; Amphibia; Anura; Bombinatoridae.
UGCUGCAGACUGAUCUGAAGAAACUGCACUUUAUCACUUUACCAGUGUUGUGUAGCAUCUACACUGCUAACUGCUCGAUUGCUGUUUGGACGCUGACAGAUCCGAGAUAGGAUCUGCCUUGAUAUGGGAGAAGUAUCCAGUUAGCUGACUACUGCAAGUGUUAGCCUGCCUGUUUGCACUGCACAAGUGCCAUCACAAAUUACAAACUCCUUCCCACUCUGAGGUAACAAAUCCAAGUGACAUGCUCAGAAAACAACAGUUGGAAAGAAAACGAGACUAUGGGAGCCGCUUACAAACAAAGAGUGCCCCUGCUGAAGCCACAAUGAAGAUACCUAAGCUACCGUGUAUACUGUUUUUUGUAGUGUGCAUCACACUGUUUAUUACUUACAGUAAAUGGUAUCCAAAUACACCGCUGGACCUUAAUAGCCUGACCUCUGACUUUAUUCUUGGAGAUGGUGAAGAAAGAACAAGUUUCAACCAUGCAAUAUCUUAUGGAAUUAUGUUUGAUGCUGGGAGCACAGGAACAAGAUUACACGUCUAUAAAUUCAGCCAACCACCGAAUGGAACGCCUGUUUUGGACCAUGAAACUUUUAUAUCCAUAAAACCUGGUUUGUCUGCAUAUGCUGAUGACCCAGAUAAGAGUGCUGCAGGCAUAAAUGAGCUGCUAGAUAUUGCAAAGAAAGAUAUACCUAAGAAUUUAUGGGCAUCUACUCCGUUGGUUCUUAAGGCUACAGCUGGCUUACGCCUUUUACCUGGAGAAAAAGCACAGAAGCUACUAGAUAAGGUUGAAGAACUCUUUCAUUCUUCCCCCUUCCACGUUGUAAAUAAUAGCGUUUCUAUAAUGAAAGGAACAGAUGAAGGAAUAUUUGCCUGGAUCACGGUAAACUUUUUAACUGGCAGUUUAACUGAUGAAGAAAAGAAACACUCAGGAAUUCUUGAUCUAGGGGGAGGAUCAACACAAAUUACCUUUUAUCCUUAUGUUAAGGAUACAUUUACAAGUGCACCAGCUGGGUAUAUCACCAAUUUCCAGCUAUUUAAUACCAGUCAUUAUCUUUAUUCACAUAGUUAUCUGGGGCUUGGAUUAAUGUCGGCAAGACUGGAAAUCAUGGGAGGAAAGGAAGGGGAGCCUUUGGGAAAUGGAGAGCAGUUAGUAUCUCCCUGCCUAACUCCUGACUUUGUGACCACAUUUAAUCAUGCUGCUAUAGACUACACAGUAAAAGGUUUUGUUUCCAAAGGGUCUUUGUAUGAAUCCUGUUUUAAACGAGUAUCAAAAAUACUUAGUGGCAGAGUGCAUAAAUCCAAGGAAGUGGCACAGCAGUUCUUUUAUGUGUUUUCUUACUAUUUUGAUCGUGCAGUGGAUACUAAAUUAAUUGAUCCUGUACUUGGUGGUACCAUAAAAGUUAAAGAUUUUGAGAUAGCAGCUAGAAAGGAAUGUAAAAGUAUUGAAAAGACAUCAGGAGAUAAUCCGUUCCUUUGUAUGGAUCUCACAUAUAUAACACAACUCCUGCAGGAGCUUGGUUUUCCAAAGGAGAAGGAUCUAAAGCUUGUUAACAAAAUAAACAGCGUGGAAACCAGUUGGGCGUUGGGUGCUACUUUCUACUAUAUGAAUAAAAUGAACUAAAGUCAAGCAUAAUGAAGAACUGCGAAAGAAUACAAAGCUGAAAUAGAACAGCAUGUAUUGAUAUCUACAACUGUGAAGAGGCUUUGGAAUCUGGUACAGAUGGAAAUGCCAGGACCAUAGCUUAUAUGCCAUUAACUGUGUCAUGUUUACAAUAUAUAUAUAUAUAUAUAUAUAAUAUUAGUCUUCUUAAUUUUAAUUCUUAUACUACUGCAAACUACAACUAUAAUUUUGUCUCAUAGUCCAUUCACCGAAGCUUAUUGUAUGCAGUAACAGCACUUAAAUUGCUUGUUGGAUCUGUAUAAUGUGACUAGAAAGUGUGAUACAACUUGUAUACAUUUUGUACUAGACAUAUUAUGGUUUACAGUAGGCUGAGUACUCCAUUUUGCAUUAUUGUUAAAAAUAUAUUGUUGCUGAAAUAGCGUCUCAAUCUGCAAGAUUACUGUACCUUUUUAUAAGUGCAAAAAUUAUAAACUUUACUAUAACAUUCUAAGCAAUAAAAUCUUUCAUCAAAUAUAUCUACAAUACCUCAUUAAAGUGUUUGUAAACUCUCCCCCAUUUUAAAUUCAGAUCCGGAAUUUUGGUGAUGUUUUAGGAGGGAGUUUAAUUCAUUAGUUGUAAGAAGAUGCACUAUAACUUACUCUUUAAUGUAGUUUUAACAUUCAAAUACCCUGCGCUCUGCCACCCACUUCAAAAGUCAAUUUUUCUGUGAGCUAACUAUUUGAAUCGUUCUCCAAUCAGUGCUCUAGCUAUAACAAAAGUGCCAUAUGGGGAGAUAGCUGAUUGGACAACAAUUCAAACUGUUAGCUCACAGAAAAAUGUACUUUUAAAUGUGGGCAGCAGAGCACAGGGUAUUUAAAUGUCAUAUCUAUAUUAAAAAGUAAGUUAUAGUGCAACUUUAUUGAAACUAAUUAAUUAAUUUUUAUUUAUUUUUUUUAUUUUAUUUUUUUACAUGUAUUCAUGAGAUAUAUAGAUAUAUCAUUUUUUUUUAUUAUUUUUUUUCUUGGAAAAUUUAAUGGUAGGCAAACCUUUCAGUUACUCCACACUUCCACAGUCCUCUAAUCAUUAAUCUUUAAUGAACAAUUUAGGACUUCCCUUAUUCAAAAGAACACGUUUUUCAGAAAUCAUUUGAUCUAUUCACUCUCAGAUGUUUUCACAAAUAUGUGUUAAUCUCUAUUUUAUAUGUAUAUCUAACAAGUAUGAUUAGUACUUUGCCUCAAAAUUGUAUGUAUGUAUUUAUUUUCUAAUUUUUGUCAGUAGUUUGUUUAUUCCUUUAUUCAUAUUGCAUUGCCUUGCAAUCUGUCUUUUGUAGUCUUAGGAGCAACAUAGCAGCAUAUUUGCAGAUAUUCUGUCAUUUUAAAUGCAAUAUAAAUAAAAGUUGAUUUAUUUGAUAAAUCGGUUAUGUGCCUAUGUAAAUAUUUGCCAUUCAAUGGACAAGGCAGUCUAUUUGCUUUAUUUAUAUAAAGGUUUAAGACCAUGAAGAAAUAUAUUGUUUAAAAGAAUAUUCCUUUUGGGACAUUUUUGAAGGCCCCAAUUUGUAUAAAAUAUAUGUAAAAAGAAAGGUGUAUCUAGAUAGUAACCUGCCUUUUUUUGUUUUAGAAUGUCUUUAUCUAGCCUAACAUUAUUUAAAGUUAUUUCAAUAGAUAUAUUUAAUCAUUUUUGUUCUCUAGAAAAUCUAAACAUGAAACAACUUAAAAAACAAAAAACAAUGUUUGUGAAAUUAAAAAUUGCAGCAUUAUGUAAUAACACAUAUGCGGAUGACUAAAUGACUUAUUUGCAGUACCAAAACAAAGUAAUUACGGGAUGUUACAGCUUGUUUGUUUUUAUUGUAUUGUCAUUUUUUUAUGUUUUGUAAACUGUUAUACAAUAAAAUGAGCUUUUGGAUA